CGAACCAAAACUGGUUAGAUAGGGUGUCCAUUACUAGAGGUUGGUGUUUGAAAGCAUCUUGCUGGCAUUGCAGUACUUAAGAAGCCAGCCUUUUGCCACUAGCUUUGGAACAGCACGUGAUCAAACGAAGCAUCGGACGUCAUUGAUCACGUGCUAUUGUCACUUUGAAACGAGCAUCCGCACAUUGUGUGGAAUCCGUAGUGCUUUGUAAACUCAACUGUUCGUCGGAGCCCGGGUUUCGAUCUUCCCAUCACUACUCAGAACCACCCGAAUUUACAGUACAGUUAGUGGAAACUGUUCUCCGCGUUGCUGCACCACCCGUUUUGAUUGCCCGGUAAAACAGCUGUAAAUGACGGUGCGGCACUGCAUUGGAUGCUCUGACCUAAAAGGGUUCAUACAUUUACUUACGCCGGUUUUAUACCUGGAUACGGUUGCCGGGGGACGACAGGUGCUCUGGAGGCAACAGCAGGAGUGAGUCAGGUAGCUAGUUUAGCUUGAUUGCUAACCAUUAAUGGAGGAAAUAUUUAGCUAGUUAACUCUGGUUGUGCUUCUCCCACCCCCAGAUGUUCUAGCAGCUAUAGCUAGUACUGUAAGUACGCCAGGUGAAAUUGGUUGGGUACCCAGCUAGGUGACGUUAAAUUACCUAGCUAGUACUGUAUAUCAUGCAGCCUAGAUUGAUGGAUUUCUAAUGUCUAGCGACUUACAUGGAUCGUUGCUAAAUGAUUGGAUAGUCGAAAGGGAUUAAUAACGGUUUUGUAUUGCCAAAUAUAGUUUCAAUAACAGCUUGCAAUCUAAAAAUGUUACAACGGCAACGUUAACGAUAGCUAAGCUAACAAGCUAUUUAGCUUACUAGUUACUACUGUAGAAUGCAUUCUGUUAUGGAUUUGAUUAAUGAGUGCAGCCACACCAUUUGGUGACUAACUAUUUGCAGUUGCACGCUAGUUAUCUAAAUCACGUGAACGGGUAGACUUCUAUCAAGUGAACUCGGACUUGACACAGUUCUGGCCUGUUCUGAGAGGGCUAAGAAGCAGGUGCCAUGACUGGAGCUGGGGCUGAUGAUGACAUCCCAUUGGGUGAAAGAAAGACAGUCACAGACUUCUGCUACCUGCUGGACAAGUCGAAACAACUCUUCAAUGGCCUCAGAGAUCUUCCCCAGUACGGGCACAAGCAGUGGCAGUCCUACUUCGGCCGCACCUUUGACGUCUACACCAAGCUGUGGAAGUUCCAGCAACAGCACAGGCAGGUCCUGGACAAUCGGUAUGGCCUGAAGAGAUGGCAGAUCGGAGAGGUUGCAUCAAAGAUAGGCCAGCUCUACUACCACUACUACCUUCGCACCUCAGAAACGAGUUACCUGAAUGAGGCCUUCUCGUUCUACUCAGCCAUUCGCCAGCGGUCCUACUACUAUCAGGUCAACAAAGAGGAUCGACCUGAGUUGGUAGUGAAGAAGCUUCGGUAUUACGCCCGCUACAUCGUCGUCUGUUUACUUCUCAACAAGAUGGAUCUCGUGAAAGUGCUGGUCAAGGAGCUAUCAGAGGAAAUUGAAGACUACACACAGCGAUUCAACACCGAAGAUCAGUUAGAAUGGAAUCUGGUCUUACAGGAGGUGGCGGCUUUUGUAGAGGCAGACCCGGUGGUGGUGCUGAACGAGGAAAAUACCGUGGUCAUCACAUCCAAUCGGCUACAGGAGGGGGGCGUGCCUCAGUUGGAACAGGGAAUGGUGGUUGGCCAGCUCACUUUGGCAGAUGCACUAAUUAUUGGCAACUGCAACAACCAGGUGAAGUUCAGCGAGCUAACCAUCGACAUGUUCCGCAUACUCCAAGCUCUGGAGCGGGAACCAGUCAACCUGGCUACAUCGACAUCUAAGCCAGGAACAUUGGCCCUUACCCCAUGUCUUCCUUCACAGGAACCCAGCGAGAAGCCAGCCAAGAGGGAGAACCCUCACAAGUACCUGUUGUACAAGCCAACGUUCAGCCAGCUCUACACCUUCCUGUCAGCUUCCUUUAAGGAAUUGCCGGCAAACAGUGUGCUGCUCGUCUAUCUUUCAGCUACUGGAGUCUUCCCAACCGGACGCUUGGAUUAUGAGGGACCAUAUGACUUCGGAGGAGUCCUCACCAACACCAACCGUGAUGUGGUGAAUGGAGAGACAGUGCAGAAAAGGAACCAAGCCCAAAAAGAAAUGCACUGUCUUCACCCAGGGGACUUGUUCCCUUUCACUCGGAAGCCUCUCUUUGUCAUUGUGGACUCCUCCAACAGCACAGCCUAUAAGAAUUUCACCAAUCUUUUUGGUCAGCCACUGGUGUGCCUGCUAUCUCCCACAGUCUAUCCAAAGAGCAUGCAAGACCAGUCCCAACGCGGAAGCCUCUUCACACUCUUUUUGUACUGCCCCCUACUGGCCUUCCUUUCCGUUUGUGGCCUGAGCAGCUUGCGCCAAGGAUUGUGGGAUAAGGCCCAGGAUUUUCUACGCAAGGUGUACCGUGACAUCGGCCAGAUGAUUACGCGCUCACGAGCUAUAGACCAAGCCUUCCUUCAGUUCUAUGGUGACGAGUUCCUUCGAUUGUUACUGAUACGCUUUGUGUUCUGCUCCGCUACACUGAGACUGCACAAGCUUUUUCGGGAGUCCAGGAGCUUCCCAGAAUCCUACCCCCAGCUACCCAAACAGGACACGGUGGAGAGCAGUGUCCUGCAGAAGCAUGUUCUGGAGCUGGCCACCAUGUUGGAUGUGCAGAGCCUUUUUUGGGAUGGAACACUGGGUGUGAACUACUGACCUUCAGUUGGCCAGCAAAUCACGAGUGAACAAACCCAGACCGACCACAGACAUGCAGACCACCGCUAUACACACUCGCACAGGGGAGAUUCCUCGACUUUCAUAGGUAAUGAUGUUACUGAUAUAACAAAAAUAUUUAUUAUUUAUAAUGUCAGUUUUUUUUUUGUUAUUUUUUACCCAAAUUCCUUUUUUCACAUACUGUAUUGUCGUUAUAAUUUUUUUUAUAUCAGCUAUAUUUAUUUUCAACGUCCAUACAGCUUUUGAUGGAAUUCAGUGGCGUGCUCUGCACAUUUACAGUACAAACAUGUCAACUAGCUUCUUACAUCCACGUGAGAUGAGCAUGUACUUACGUACUGUUACAAAAAAAAAAAAAAACACACCAAUGAACACACAGCGCAGCUAUCUUAGUCUGAUGUGGGUGUCGAGCAGACACAUGAAGCAAUUGAGGGCUUUUCCACUUGAAAAGAAAAGAGAAAACAUUAAAUUAAGUUUGUCCUCACUGCCUGCAGUGGGUUCUAGAUAGAUGCUUCCAGCUAUCUGGGCUGAAAACAAACUUCAACGCAAGCUGUAGGGGUUACUCUUAUGUGGGUGGGUGGGUGGGUGGAUGUGGUGGCCAAGUCAACUGGCUGUAGAGUUUAGAGUGAGACUACUCUGCAUGUUUAUGUUUAACUUACUAGAUCAGCCGGUUUGAAUACAGAUCUAAUUCUAAUGUAAUUGCCUGUGCGUUGCUUUUUGUUUGUUUUGUUUCUAUAGUCCGCUCUGUAAAACCGAGGCCUAUGGGGUGGGGGGCUGGGGACAGUGUGCCUAUGCGGACCCUGAAGGACAGUUUAACCCUAAGUACCCCUGUGGUGUAGUCAGGGGGUGGCGUAGUCGGCAGCUCUGGAUGAUCUGCCAACAUGUCAGCCAGUGGUGCAGUGACCGGGCAGGCAGGUGGUCUCUAGUCUUUCACGGUUGCUCCUUGCGUCCGAGGAAGUUCCCGUACUGGGUUCCACACGGGUGUAGAUUCAAGCACCCCACAGGUACACAGCUAACCGACUGCUCACAGGACCGUCAACAUGUGUAAACGGACUAACCUCAGCCGACCUGGGUUUUCCAGAGAAUUCACGUGAGGACCCAGGGUUAUGCUUCUUCUGCUGUGGAUCUUUUAAAUGUUUUUCUUUGACCGUGACUAGAUAUCUAAGAUGUUGACAUGAUGCUUUGUGAGACUCAUACAUUGUAUGGGUGGCAGAGGCCUUUCUCUUUGUUUGUUGCAUCUUAAUAAGUGUAUGUUUCCUCAUAACCUCUCCUUUACCUGCUUUAUCCUGCCCAGUUAUUUCAGAUCAGUGGGGGAUUAAAUAAAUUAUGUUAAGGGAGGUACCAGUACUGAUUUAGAAACUGUUGGUUUCUGGGAAAUGUAGGACUUUUAAAUACCCUGUGUCAUUCAUAGUUAAUAAGCCUCUAUAAUGGCAUUCCUUUAACUGGUUGUCUUAGGCAUGAUGGUUUACUGAGAGAGUUCAUGCUGCGUUUUUUUUCUCUCUCAUUGCAUGUCUAUUCAGUAUUAUUGUCCAUAGCGUUUACUCUGUCGAGUUCAUGUUAGUCUGAUUGCAGGUUAGUUCCAACAACAGCCGUCUAGCCCCUGCCCUUAUAUGGCAGCAAGCACUGUCUUGUUUCCUUAUACAGGCGGGGCAAUGGAACCGGCUUGUGCUUGAAUGGACUCCUAGCAACCAUUUUUCAGUACAUGUUUGUGAUGGUGAACAAAGAUAGCCAAACAUUUUUAAGUAUUUAAUAAGAAAUUUUAAAUUUCAAAAGUAAGAAAAUAAUUACCACUUUAAAUGUGUAUAUUUAUGUAUAAUUGAAGAAAAAAAAAAAACAGUAUGUGAUACAGAGAGAUGUUUUUGUCUUAAGUACGUAUGUCAAAUAGUUAAUUGUAGUAACUGUGAAAAAGAUGUGCAGUUGUCAUAGCAAUUUAAUGACUUAACUGUGCUCCCAUUAGUGUUUUUUUUUUGGGUCAAACUCAACCAGCAUACAUUCCAAGGACAUGGAGGGUUGGGGGUCGAACUGCCACUGUUCUCCCCACUGUAACAUUGACAACCAAUGUGGACCAUUUCAGCAUGGGCUAUACUACCCCCAUGACAAUUAUAACAUUGUUUAUUUGUUGACAAUGAUCUUAUGAUUAAUAAUGAUGAAAAUAACAAUAGUAGCCUUGCACUUUACUGUAUUGAAUUGACUUAAUCUUAUUUGUUGUGCUGUUGGUAAAAAGGCAUGUCAGAGACUGUCCGUUCUGUUGUUCCCUAUGCCUCCCCGCAAUCCUUGUAAUACACAUUUAGGUCUCAUGUUUCUUGUCAAUGACAACUGACAGGAACACGGUCAUAUUUUUCGUAAAAAAACAUUGUUGUGACGUAUGAUAUUAUCUAUGUUCUUUUUACUAGAGCAUGCGUGUCUGUCUGUUUUUUGGGGGGCAGCACAGGGCAUGCCAUUGACGCACGAUCACAUGGGACAAGCAGCCUCGCUCACUGGAAAGCACAAGCUAGCGCAACGGGCUACACUACUAUAGCUCACCUUCAGACCCACUUUUGUAGAAACAUAUAAUCUACAAAGCCUCCGUGGACUGUGUUUCAUUCAAACUGCCUUUUGUUUUUAUCCAGUUAUUUCUUUCUUCCUCAAGCAUCUCACGGCCGCGACAUUGCAAUCCUGUUUUGAAUAAUAUCCUCCAUUUUUUUAUGAACAACUCCAGUUCCCAUAAGAGUUAUCACUGCCAAAACAAGUUGACUGAAAAGCUCCCAAGGGAAGACCAUGAAGCAUUACUGUCCAUUUGAGCAUGUCAUCCGUGUCACGGACUCGCUAAAUCACGAAGUAACAAACAUGAAAUCCUCAUGAAAAGAGAGAAAAGACCAAAUAGGAUAAUUUAUGUAUUGUGACCGUCACAUCUCAUAACACUGUGAAUUGUAUGCAGUAAAACCAUUUCAGGACACGUUUUGUCUGUGGGCCUUUGUUUACACCAAGUUGUUUCAAUCUUGUGGGGAUUUUACUCCUCCGUGGAGUGUUUUAUUCUGCAUUGUAGUUAGCAAUGAGGAACAAAAAAGCACAGGUACUCUUCUAUAUUUUUAUAGAAAGUAUAUUUAAAAACAAAAAGCUUGUUGUGCAAACUGUGAAGCAACCCCUUCAGUUGACCCCAGGCCAAAAUUAAUUUGACUAGUGAUCCUAGUACAUGUAAAGUACUUCUGGUAUUUAUGCAUAAUGUAUAAUAUAAUUUCAAUACCGGUAAACUUGUAAAUCAAGAUGUGACUGUAAUCAUUCCCAUGUCAGCAUGUAGUUAUAACUCCUAAUAAGGUAGAACAUUGUGAAACAGAAAGGAAUGUCAUUCUAUAACUACAUGUUAUUUGGAAGAGUUGUCAGUUGUGUGCAAUAUGUGUCUGUCUGAAAUGCGCUGAAGGUUUUGCAUCAUUGAAUAAGCCCUAUGUUAGUAAUGCAGUGAUAUGGAACAAAAAUAGAUUUAAUAAUGAUACUGAAUUCAUUUCUUGGGCCUAAUCUAAAGUGUUGCUUUGAAUGAAGUGUUCUUUCUACAGGUUCCUGCUGUUGUGGGAGGGAACGAUUUCAAAGUGAUAUAUUGGUCAGAAUACUCUUUCUUUAUAAGUUAAGGGUUUCUAGUGAUGCUAGUUAAACAUUAUUUGGCAUUCUGUGUUUAAAUCUCUAGGUGGUUCUUUCCCUUUUUUUUUUUGCCAAUUUCAUUUGAUGUUAUUUAGUAUGGAGGGAAACCAAGUUAUGUGACUAAAAUACCGGAACAUGCAAGCUUUUUUGAAUGCUCUUUAAGAAAAUUAAAAGUUUUUGUUUUUGUGUAAAA
Messenger RNA from Esox lucius (northern pike), 6584 nucleotides. RefSeq names its product suppressor of cancer cell invasion (gene scai). The record is from RefSeq and is a predicted model, not a curated record. Gene Ontology annotation, molecular function: transcription corepressor activity. Gene Ontology annotation, biological process: DNA-templated transcription. The transcript is spliced from 18 exons. Lineage: Eukaryota; Metazoa; Chordata; Actinopteri; Esociformes; Esocidae. The coding region runs from base 1037 to 2764 and encodes 575 amino acids. Gene Ontology annotation, cellular component: nucleus.